UUGAUACAUACAGUAGCAAAUAGCAAGAAAAAUUAACAGAAACACAGAUGGAGAGGAAAUUGGCUAGCAUUCGACCUUUUCCAGCCGAAUGGAAACUGUACUACAUUGUGUUUAUUUUAUGUGUAGAUUGGAUUUUGUGUGGUGGAUUGCCUAAUUCCCGUUCAAGUAUUACGUACAUUGAAGAAGGUGCUUGUGAGAAGGGAUGCAGUUGCCAUAGUCUGAAACCCAGCAAUACAGCACAAGCCGGCGUAUUUUUUGUGAACUGCGCCCGUACAAGUUCGGAAAAUACGCCUUUUAUGAAGUAUGACCUAUCUGGUUCACCUAAAAUUCCUAGAAACAAAACCUUUAUACCAACAAUACCAAUAAAUACUACCCAUUUACUGGUGACUGGUUACAACCUUCAAACACUGAAUGUAAAUUCAUUUAGCCAUACCAAAUUUAAGGAACCAUUGAUAAACCUAGUAUCACGCUUCGCAUAUGCUGCAGGUUUAGUAACAAAUAAACAAAAAUUAUUACAUCCUGAAAAUUUUACAACAAACAUCACACAACUAAACACCAAGAUGUUCCCCUUUCUAUACCAGCUCAUAAGUAUCUCAGUGGCCAACAACCAUAUUUACAAUGUGGAAAAAGGUUCUUUUCUUGAAGUAAAUCAGGUGAAGCUACUCAAUAUGUCCUACAAUUUCUUAGAGCAAAUUGAUUCUGGUGUACUUUAUGAAGUUCAAAACCUUGAAAUUCUGGAUGUUUCUCAUAACAAACUGGAAUCUUUACCUUGGAAGACUAUGUCACAAAUGUCAUCAUUGAAAAGGCUUGGUUUAAAAGGCAACUUCUGGAAUUGCUCUUGUGAAAUGAAAGACAUACUUAAAUUAGAUAACUCAUUACUGAUUGGGACUCAAGCUAUGUGUCAUUUUCCUGUGAGGCUAAAAGGAACUUUGUUGGAAGAAUUGAACUUCAAUUCAUUCUUACAUUGCUUUGCUACUGAACAGAGAUACCAGAACAUCACAAAAGAUGCACACCUUAAUAUACCGGUAUUGAUGAUUACCAUGGCCAUUAUCAUAGCUAGUUUUUCGACACUUUAUGGACACAAGCAAUUUCAAUUUAGACAUUCUGAAAGGCUUGAUGUAUCUAAUACAGCAUCCUCAAUAAAGUAUGUCGGAAAUAUUUGGUUCAAUAGCAAUGAUGCCCUUGAUCAGUUUGGAACGGUUUUUAAAGGAGGGUUAACAGAUGGCAGAGAAGCAGCCAUUAAGAGGCAUCCCAAGAUGAAGCCCUGCAAGGAAUUGAAGUGUAAGAAAUGUAAUGAAUUGGAUUUUUUUCUUCAUUUGGCUAAAGCUCAACAGCACCCAAAUGUUAUUCAGUAUCUAUGGAAUGACACUGAUAAUGACUUUACAUACCUUGCCCUUGACCUUUGUGCUGGAGACUUAAUGACUGCGGUUAUGGAACGUGUUGAUGGAUUUGAUAUUGUGGAUCCACAGAAUUUCUUCUUACAGCUAGCCUCAGGACUUACUUUCCUUCAUGAAAAUCAUAUUGAGCAUCGUGAUAUCAAGCCUCAAAACAUUCUUUGGAAAAGAACAGUUAAUGGUGUUGUACCUAUUUUUUCUGAUUUUGAUUUGAGUCAUCUAAACGAGAGAAAAUCAUCAAGUCAUGCAAUGCGUGGAACGAAAGGCUGGAGUGCUCCUGAAUUAUGGUGCAAAGAAACACGAUCAACUGCUGUAGAUAUUUUUUCGCUUGGUUGCGUAUACUAUUUCAUUCUUACCAGAGGACAUCCUUUUGGACCAAUAACAGAUUUAGAAGAGUGUCAUGUGAAUAUAAUUUCCACCAGCUACAAGGCCACAUUUCCUGAACUGCAUGAACUUGAGAAUGAAAAAACUGCUUGUAUGGCAGAAAAUCUUGUUGAAAAGAUGAUUUGUACCAAUUCUGGUGAUCGGAUAGAAGCAUGCAGAAUUAAAGAACAUCCUUUAUUUUGGAAUAAUUUGGAAAUGAAAGGUUUUCUUAAAAAGAUUGGUAAUUAUACCAAGGAUCAAGAUGAUCCAGAUGUAGCUCAUUUUAAAAUGAUGCUGGAAGAGGGUGCGAGCACAGUUUUUGAGGGAAGUUGGUUGGAUAAACUGCACUCAGCAGCAGUUAGAAGCGAUUUGAAAAGUUAUGAAAAGGAAAACCAAGAUCAAACAAUAUGCGGUCUUCUUCUUGCAAUUAGAAAUAAAAUUGAACAUUUUAGCCAGAUAAGAAAUUUGGAGGUAAGGCAAAUUUAUUUGGGUAGUGAAGAUGGGGUUGUAGAAUAUUACACAAGACUUUUCCCAAGGCUUAUUCCAUAUACAUAUAAUGUUCUGAAACAGAGCAAUCUGAUUUGAAUAAUAGUAUUAAUAUUUGUGUAAAACAUUCAUACUGAAUUAGUGAAUAGAUCAAAUGUAAAUUACUUCGUAGCAUAAUGUUUGUAAGCUGGAAAGCUAGAAAACUCGUCAUUAACAAAUGGUUUAUUUACAUAACCCUGACAAUUCUUUAAAUAGUAUUAAAGUCCAGGGGCCAGUUGUAUCAAGCCCGUUUAGCUUAACACGCCGGAGUUAACGCCAG
Molecule: messenger RNA, 2562 nt
Organism: Dendronephthya gigantea
Lineage: Eukaryota; Metazoa; Cnidaria; Anthozoa; Malacalcyonacea; Nephtheidae
Product: serine/threonine-protein kinase/endoribonuclease IRE1-like
Exons: 2
Coding region: 48-2342 (764 amino acids)
Biological process (GO): IRE1-mediated unfolded protein response; intrinsic apoptotic signaling pathway in response to endoplasmic reticulum stress; protein phosphorylation
Cellular component (GO): IRE1-TRAF2-ASK1 complex
Molecular function (GO): protein serine/threonine kinase activity; RNA endonuclease activity; ATP binding
Source: RefSeq, a predicted model, not a curated record